Oryzias latipes (Japanese medaka) is the source of this 2380-nucleotide messenger RNA. It is a transcript of the gene slc25a48, whose product is annotated as solute carrier family 25 member 48. Gene Ontology annotation, biological process: transmembrane transport. Gene Ontology annotation, cellular component: mitochondrion. Gene Ontology annotation, molecular function: transmembrane transporter activity. The record is from RefSeq and is a predicted model, not a curated record. NCBI's taxonomy places the organism in Eukaryota, Metazoa, Chordata, Actinopteri, Beloniformes, Adrianichthyidae.
UAAAAGGCGCAGGCGCGGCCGUGUGCACAAAUACUUACACCGGGCGGCGCGUGCGUGAAGCCGCUCGGAGUGAAAGAUGCAGAGCUCGAACUUCCGUCUGGAUGAUUUCCUCGCGGGAUGGAUCGGCGGAGCCUCCAGCGUGGUGGUGGGACAUCCGCUGGACACAGUCAAGACCCGACUGCAGGCGGGAAAAGGCUACGGGAGCACUCUGCACUGCAUCCUCUCCAUCUACAGGAAGGAAACGGUGGCGGGCUUUUUCAAAGGCAUGUCGUUCCCGCUGGCCAGCAUCACCGUCUACAACUCCGUUGUGUUCGGGUUCUUCAGCAACGCGCAGAGGUUCAUCAGCACCUAUCGCUACGGCGACGGGCGCCACCCCUGCAGCCUGCUGGACCUGACGGCGGCCAGCAUGCUGACGGGGAUGGUGUCGGUGGGUCUGGGGGCGCCGGUGGACCUGGUCAAGAUCAGGCUGCAGAUGCAGACGCAGACGGUUCUGGCAGAGAACCUGAGCUUUGCCGGAAACGUGGCGAGCGGCUCCGACAUCCCCCUGCGCUCCGUCUCCGUCUCCAACCAGCAGCUCUACCGGGGGCCCAUCCACUGCGUCAGCAGCAUCCUGCAGACCCAGGGCGUCCAGGGCCUGUACCGGGGGGCCGGCGCCAUGGUCCUGAGGGACGUGCCGGGGUACGCGCUCUACUUCAUCCCUUACUCCGUCUUCUGUCGGCUGCUGACGCCGGAGAGCUCGGCGGGUCCUCAUCCCUGCUCCAUCUGGCUGGCUGGAGGUCUGGCAGGGUCCAUCUCCUGGGUCACGGCGACGCCGGCGGACGUGGUGAAGAGUCGCAUGCAGGCCGACGCCCAGCUGCACAGGAAGUACCGGGGCCUCCUGCACUGCAUCCUGCACUGCUACAGGAGCGAGGGUGCUCAGGUCUUCUUCAGAGGAGCGACCGUCAACGCCAUCCGAGGCUUUCCCAUGAGCUCCACCAUGUUCCUGACCUACGAACUUUCCCUGCAGUUCUUCAGGAGCUUUUAGGGACGCCAGCAGGAAGUGAAGGACAGUCGCCGUUUUGGUGCAAAGCAGGAAGGGCUUUGUUACCGUGACAACGGAGGGGGGCAGAGUCACACAAAGGAAACUGCCACAGAUGUUUUUUUAAAGCCCCGUUUCCAACGUAUUCUUUCCAGCUGUAAUCCAUGUGUUGAUCAUGAGAGUCGGACCCCAGAAGUCUGGGAAGACGGUCCAAACCCGGCAGAUGGUUGGUGCCGGACGCUCAUGAGACCAGACUGGCUUACAGAUAAAGACGGUCGGAACCACUGACUGGAUCUGAGAACCGGACUGAGUGGGACGGCGUCCAUAGAAAACGAUUUACUUCCUGUUCCAACCAGGUCAAGUCGUUUUUUUUGAUAAUACAGACGCCGCCAUGUUAGUCGCCAGGUCAGGCGAUGUCAGUCAGCUGUGAUUGGUCCGAGCCAAUCUGAAUUUCUAUGGCAACCACUCUCAGCAAUCGGGAUCGAGCUUGUUGAUAGGCCACACCCCUAGCAGUUGGAAGCGGUUAGACGAAAUAUGUCUAUCAAUCUUUUGAACGUUGGACCUGGGGGCAAGGAGGCUCCGCCUACUUUUAUUAAGCCCUCUGAUUGAUCAGUUUAUAACUAGAAUAAUUGAACUACAGUAUCAGAGAAAGAAUGGUUGGGGAGGGGCACUCAGUCCAGUUCUCAUUUACAGUCCAGCAGAAAGGGAAGGAAAGGACUUCAAUCAGUUUGUGGCUUCACAUAAAAGUUAUGUAAGAAGGAAUUUACUAUGCUUUGAUCUGCACUUGUCUAGGCAAUAACCGCAUAAAUUCAGUGAUGUAUUACAUCCUAAAGCUUGUUACAACGAUGGCAGUUUUCCAAUAGAAGCAUUAAUUAUAACUUUGGGAUGUUUUUGAACUUGGUGAACUCCUUCUGGAGUGAAGAAAGGGACUUACAGGAUAUUCUCACGUCUCAUGUGGAGCCAUUUCAUUUUAAUUACUGACAUUUACCCAUAACGUUUAAACUCUGCCAGAAAAACAGGAAAAAAGGAGGAUCUCUGGAAGAUGUGGCCUUCACAAUCCAAAUGUGAAGCUUCCCCUUUUUUCUUUUUUACUGGAUUGAUCUGACUUUUUUUAUUUCAUCUGUUUUACCUUCUUGCUUUUAUAAACAAUUUACUGACAAUUUUAGAGGAUUUGUUGAAGCUAGAAUCAUCAUCCAUCCUGCCACAUUUCUUGUUUCUUAUAUUAAGAAGAUCUGUUUGUGUUGUUUUUACCUGAAUGUAACACUUUAAAAAAAGGGAACUAUUUGAAAUAGUUUGGUGUAAAUGUUUGUAAAUACAUCAAUGACGACGUCUUAUUGCACACAAAUAAAGCUUUAGAAGAAA